AUGACAGAGAUUGCUCAAGUUAGGUUUCUACCACCCAAGGUUUCUGCCACCCAAGGUUUCUGCCACCCAAGGUUUCUGCCACCCAAGGUUUCUACCACCCAAGGUUUCUGCCACCCAAGGUUUCUGCCACCCAAGGUUUCUGCCACCCAAGGUUUCUGCCACCCAAGGUUUCUGCCACCCAAGGUUUCUACCACCCAAGGUUUCUGCCACCCAAGGUUUCUGCCACCCAUGGUUUCUGCCACCCAUGGUUUCUGCCACCCAUGGUUUCUGCCACCCAAGGUUUCUACCACCCAAGGUUUCUACCACCCAAGGUUUCUGCCACCCAAGGUUUCUACCACCCAAGGUUUCUGCCACCCAAGGUUUCUGCCACCCAUGGUUUCUGCCACCCAAGGUUUCUACCACCCAAGGUUUCUACCACCCAAGGUUUCUGCCACCCAAGGUUUCUGCCUGCCACCCAUGGUUUCUGCCACCCAUGGUUUCUGCCACCCAUGGUUUCUGCCACCCAUGGUUUCUACCACCCAAGCCUACCCAUGGUUUCUACCACCCAAGGUUUCUACCACCCAAGGUUUCUACCACCCAAGGUUUCUGCCACCCAUGGUUUCUGCCACCCAUGGUUUCUACCACCCAAGGUUUCUACCACCACCCAGGUUUCUGCCACCCAUGGUUUCUGCCACCCAUGGUUUCUGCCACCCAUGGUUUCUACCACCCAAGGUUUCUACCACCCAAGGUUUCUACCACCCAAGGUUUCUGCCACCCAUGGUUUCUGCCACCCAUGGUUUCUACCACCCAAGGUUUCUACCACCCAAGGUUUCUGCCACCCAAGGUUUCUGCCACCCAUGGUUUCUGCCACCCAUGGUUUCUACCACCCAAGGUUUCUACCACCCAAGGUUUCUACCACCCAAGGUUUCUGCCACCCAAGGUUUCUGCCACCCAUGGUUUCUGCCACCCAUGGUUUCUGCCACCCAUGGUUUCUGCCACCCAAGGUUUCUACCACCCAAGGUUUCUGCCACCCAAGGUUUCUGCCACCCAAGGUUUCUGCCACCCAUGGUUUCUGCCACCCAAGGUUUCUGCCACCCAAGGUUUCUGCCACCCAAGGUUUCUACCACCCAAGGUUUCUACCACCCAAGGUAUCUACCACCCAAGGUUUCUACCACCCAAGGUAUCUACCACCCAAGGUUUCUACCACCCAAGGUUUCUACCACCCAAGGUUUCUACCACCCAAGGUAUCUACCACCUAAGGUUUCUGCCACCCAAGGUUUCUACCACCCAAGGUAUCUACCACCCAAGGUAUCUACCACCCAAGGUUUCUACCACCCAAGGUUUCUACCACCCAAGGUUUCUACCACCCAAGGUUUCUACCACCCAAGGUAUCUACCACCCAAGGUUUCUACCACCCAAGGUUUCUACCACCCAAGGUUUCUACCACCCAAGGUUUCUACCACCCAAGGUAUCUACCACCCAAGGUUUCUACCACCCAAGGUUUCUACCACCCAAGGUUUCUACCACCCAAGGUUUCUACCACCCAAGGUUUCUACCACCCAAGGUUUCUACCACCCAAGGUUUCUACCACCCAAGGUUUCUACCACCCAAGAACGACAGGAACGUCUCACAGAACGACAGGAACGUCUGACAGAACGACUUGAACAUCUCACAGAACGACAGGAACGUCUCACAGAACGACAGGAACAUCUCACAGAACGACAGGAACGUCUCACAGAACGACACGAACAUCUCACAGAACGACAGGAACGUCUAACAGAACGACAGGAACAUCUCACAGAACGACAGGAACGUCUCACAGAACGACAGGAACGUCUCACAGAACGACAGGACCGUCUCACAGAACGACAGGAACGUCUUCAGACGACUCUAACAUCUCACAAGAACGACAGGAACAUCUCACAGAACGACAGGAACUUCUCACAGAACGACAGGAACGUCUCACAGAACGACAGGAACGUCUCACAGAACGACAGGACCGUCUCACAGAACGACAGGAACGUCUUCAGAACGACUCUAACAUCUCACAGAACGACAUGGACGUCUCACAGAACGACAGGGACGUCUCACAGAACGACAGGAACGUCUUCAGAACGACAGGAGCAUCUCACAGAACGACACGAACAUCUCACAGAACGACAGGGACGUCUCACAGAACGACAGAAACGUCUAACAGAACGACACGAACGUCUAACAGAACGACAGGAACGUCUAACAGAACGACACGAACGUCUAACAGAACGACAGGAACGUCUAACAGAACGACACGAACGUCUAACAGAACGACAGGAACGUCUAACAGAACGACACGAACGUCUAACAGAACGACACGAACAUCUCACAGAACAGGGACGUCUCACAGAACGACAGGAACGUCUAACAGAACGACAGGAACAUCUCACAGAACGACAGGACGUCUCACAGAACGACACGAACGUCUAA
Messenger RNA from Procambarus clarkii (red swamp crayfish), 2442 nucleotides. Lineage: Eukaryota; Metazoa; Arthropoda; Malacostraca; Decapoda; Cambaridae. The record is from RefSeq and is a predicted model, not a curated record.